AUGCUUAGAAAUUGGGAAACAGAGCAACAUGGAGUCCUUGAGGAAGGCCCAGACUAUUGGUCAUCACAAGCCAACAAACACUGGCAAGGGAAGAUGUGGAUACUUGUGAAAGAAUUGGGCAAAAGGAAGAAGCAGGAGUUGGAGGGAGAAACAGAGGAAGCAAUGCUUUCGAGCCCACUGCAAUCGCUGUCUCCACCACCCUCGAACGGUAGCGUUCCGGGGGUCGCACAAAAUCCGAAGACAAACACUGCCGUUAGUGAUGAGUCGCCUGAGAUUAGUACACGUCCGUCGGAAGUCCAGGCAGGACCAUCGCAAAGGCCGUUACAACCCACACCUGAACACGAACCCGACUACCUUUCCACCCUUACAAAGGGCCAGAAGCGUACACGUACCGAAGUUGAAGGCCACGAGGAGGAGGCGGAGAGAAUUAGCAACACUCCAACCGAAGCAGGAGCCUGCACCUACCACCAAGAGCACAAAAGGCCCAGAAAGGAAAUUGUCAAAGAGUUCCAGAACCAAGGCAAUGGAGGGACCGAAACGAAAUGUCCUGUCACCAAAGGCUCCGUUGGCUCAGCACACGUUGUCGUGGAAGUUACGAUCAAGAAGUUUAACAUCAUAUCGCGAGACCGACACCACGGUAACUAUCGAGAACAGACGUUGCCAAGACAAGAAGAAACCCUUCCAAAGAAAGUCUCGACUUCGUAG
Molecule: messenger RNA, 705 nt
Organism: Letharia lupina
Lineage: Eukaryota; Fungi; Ascomycota; Lecanoromycetes; Lecanorales; Parmeliaceae
Exons: 3
Coding region: 1-705 (234 amino acids)
Source: RefSeq, a predicted model, not a curated record